AUGAAGGCUGUCCUUCUUGUGGGGCUGGUCCUCCUGUCUGGAACCAUCCAGGGCAAGGCCUUCCAAAGGUGUGAGCUGGCCAAAGCUCUGAAAACAAGUGAAAUGGACGGCUACUGUGGAAUCAGUGUAAAGUAUUUGGAAGUUGAUUUGUUGCAGGAUGACAUCAUUGAGGCUGUGGUUUGUGCCAAAGUGGUUGUGUGGGAUCCCCAAGGCAUCAGAGCGUGGUAG
Molecule: messenger RNA, 228 nt
Organism: Octodon degus (degu)
Lineage: Eukaryota; Metazoa; Chordata; Mammalia; Rodentia; Octodontidae
Product: lysozyme C-like
Exons: 3
Coding region: 1-228 (75 amino acids)
Source: RefSeq, a predicted model, not a curated record